Messenger RNA from Rosa chinensis, 2208 nucleotides. Its product is annotated as VIN3-like protein 2. The transcript has 4 exons. The coding region runs from base 105 to 1991 and encodes 628 amino acids. The record is from RefSeq and is a predicted model, not a curated record. NCBI's taxonomy places the organism in Eukaryota, Viridiplantae, Streptophyta, Magnoliopsida, Rosales, Rosaceae. Gene Ontology annotation, biological process: vernalization response; epigenetic regulation of gene expression.
UCCUCUCUCUCUCUCUCUCUCUCUCUCUCUGUCUCUCUCCCCAUGAAAAUUCUGCUGUAAAUCUCUCGGGAGAUAAAAAUAGAGUCUUUGGCUCUGUUGUGAAUAUGAAGGACGACCCAGAAGAGAAGGCUUCAGGCAUGCACUCUGCAUUUUCAGGUUUUGUGCUGGACCCUGAAAAAUGUAGCAGGCUAAGUUUGGGAGAGAAGAGAGAACUAGUCCAUGAGAUUGCCCAAUGGACAAAAGAAGCUCCAGAGAUGCUUAGUUCCUUUAGCCGUAAGGAGCUUGUUGAAAUGAUCUGUGCCGAACUGGGUGAGGAAAGGAAGUACAGAGGAUAUACGAAACCUAGACUGAUAGAUCGCCUGCUAAAGUCAGUUUCUGAGAAAUCAAAGAGUAAUACUAACAGUAAUCCUGCAUUUUCUCCGGUCAAAGUAGAAAUUGGAAAGAAAAGGAAACAGAGCACUGAAGCUUCCUUUCAACCAUUCACUGACCAAGGUCGUGUUUCCAUGGUGACUAGUAAAGAAGAACAUGCUAAAUUCCAACUUUGUCAGAAUGCAGCAUGCAGAGCUCCGUUAAGUUCAGAGCAAUCUUUUUGCAAGAGAUGUUCUUGCUGUAUCUGCCAUCUUUUUGAUGAUAACAAGGAUCCUAGUCUAUGGUUGACUUGUGACUCUGACAUUGUUGAUGAGAAUGGUCCAUGUGGAAUGUCAUGCCAUCUGGAAUGUGCUCUCAAACAUGAAAGAGCUGGGAUUGUGAAGAAUGGUUGCUGUCGCCAGUUGGAUGGAAGCUUCUAUUGCAUUGCUUGUGGAAAGGUCAAUGAUUUAAUGAGAACGUGGAGAAAACAAUUAGUGAUUGCCAAGGAAGCUAGAAGAGUUGAUGCACUGUGUCUAAGGAUUUCUUUAUCUCACAAAAUUCUUUUGCAUACCAAGAAAUACCAAAAAUUGCAGAACAUUGUAGAAACUGCCAUAAAAAGCCUGAACGAUGAAGUAGGGCCGUUAGAACAGGUUUGUGGAAAGAUGGCACGUGGAAUUGUUAACAGGCUCUCUUGUGGUGCUGAUGUUCAGAAACUGUGCGUUUCUGCAGUUGAAUCUUUUGACUCGAUGUUUUCUGAUCCUUGUUCUGUCCAUAUGGAAAAGAAAGAACUACCAACUUGCUGCAUCCAGUUUGAAGAGUCAUCCCCUUCUUCCGUCAUCAUUGUGCUAGAAUAUGAGGAUCAUCUUUUUAACAAUUUCUUAGGCUGCCGGCUGUGGCAUCGCAAGUCUGAUGAGAAGGAUUAUCCAGACCAACCUUCUUUCAUUGUUUUAAGGCCAGAGAAGAAAUUUGCUAUUGCUGAUCUGCAUCCUGCAACUGAAUAUUUCUGCAAGGUAUCUUUGUUUAGCAACACACAGACAUUGGGUGUUUGGGAAGCUAAAUGGGUGACGCCUGCAUUGUAUGAUAGCUUUGUUGCAUUAGAGAAACAGACAGGGGAAGAGAACACAGUAAUUGGUCAAAUUCUUUCCCAAGAAGAAUCAACCAAUAGUAGUGACAUCAAAGGAGAUCGUCCUGUGAAGUUUCAGUCAUCAAAUGGGAUCAACAAGAACCAGAAAAAAGGGCUCUACCCACUGCCUCGUUCAAUGGAAACUGCUUCAUUGAUCAAAGAAGCAGCGUCUCCAUUGACACCUUGCAAGUCCAAUGGAAUACGUGAAGCACCGAGCAUCAAAUGUACAAAGCGAGUGGAGGAAAGUGAUUAUGAAUAUUCGGUGAGGGCAAUUAAAUGGUUAGAGCAUGAGGGUCACAUAGAUGAAGAUUUCAGAGUAAAGUUUCUAACUUGGUUCAGCCUGAAAGCUACUAUGCAAGAGCGGAGAGUGGUCAGAGUGUAUGUGGACACUUUCAUUGAUGAUCCAUCAAGCUUGGCUGGGCAGCUCAUCCAUACCUUUGUGGAAGAGAUUUGUUUUCAGCCAAAAGAAUACCAGUUUCUCAGCCUGGGCCUUACACAAGGUUGUGAUAUCAAAUUUUGAAUAGGGAGUUCGUUUUUAUCCAGAAAAUUAGUGGAUAGGACAUGGUUUAGAAAUGUAGGUUUUUCAGAUGGAAACGUAGUCAUCUAAUUGAUCAUAGAAAAGAGUUCGCUCUUUGAUUUUCAUUUCUCCUUUGUUAAGGUUAGGAUUAGAGGUUAAAUUGCGUAUAAUCAUCAAGUUUUCUCUAUUUUAAUUUUUUAACAUUUAAAUGGAAGGCAAA